Rhincodon typus (whale shark) is the source of this 702-nucleotide messenger RNA. RefSeq names its product voltage-dependent anion-selective channel protein 2. Lineage: Eukaryota; Metazoa; Chordata; Chondrichthyes; Orectolobiformes; Rhincodontidae. The coding region runs from base 126 to 680 and encodes 184 amino acids. Gene Ontology annotation, molecular function: voltage-gated monoatomic anion channel activity. Gene Ontology annotation, biological process: monoatomic anion transmembrane transport. The record is from RefSeq and is a predicted model, not a curated record. The transcript has 6 exons. Gene Ontology annotation, cellular component: mitochondrial outer membrane.
CCCAGCCGCUCUGGCCCCACCUCCCUCUCCGGCUAUUUGACAGUGCGCAGGCGCGGGUGCUGUCUCCUUCACUUCGCCCUUAAAGCCGGUGAGAGCUCCAGAGCCUGAGCAAAGAGCUAGGUAGAAUGGCUGUACCUCCAUCAUAUGCAGACCUUGGCAAGGCGGCCAGAGAUAUUUUCAACAAGGGCUAUGGGUUUGGUUUGAUAAAGCUUGAAGUCAAAACCAAGUCACAAAGUGGAGUGGAAUUUACAACUUCAGGUUCAUCCAACACUGAAAGUGGUAAAGUAUCUGGAAGCUUGGAAACCAAGUACAAGUGGUCUGAAUAUGGCCUCACGUUUACAGAGAAGUGGAACACUGACAACACUUUGGGCACAGAGAUUGCAAUUGAAGAUCAGCUUGCCAAAGGUCUAAAGUUGACGUUUGACACCACCUUUUCACCUAACACUGGCAAGAAGAGUGGCAGAGUAAAGACUGCCUACAAGCGUGAAUAUAUCAACCUGGGCUGUGAUGUAGAUUUUGACUUUGCAGGCCCUGCAAUCCAUGCUUCAGCAGUUGCUGGUUAUGAAGGAUGGCUUGCUGGUUAUCAAAUGUCCUUUGACACGGCCAAGUCAAAGCUGACCCAGAACAACUUUGCAGUUGGCUACAAAACUGGUGAUUUCCAGUUGCACACUAAUGUGUAAGUUCUGCUAUUGCUAUGAUACU